This is a messenger RNA of Amphiprion ocellaris (clown anemonefish), 3401 nucleotides long. It is a transcript of the gene tm2d2, whose product is annotated as TM2 domain containing 2. The coding region runs from base 98 to 778 and encodes 226 amino acids. The record is from RefSeq and is a predicted model, not a curated record. Lineage: Eukaryota; Metazoa; Chordata; Actinopteri; Pomacentridae. The transcript is spliced from 4 exons.
GCUGAUUACGUCAUUCUCGGGAGACGAUGUAGCUAAACAUCGUUGCUAACAUGGUUAGCUGUGUUAUCAGGAGCAGCGCAGUGUUUUGAGGGUGACGAUGAUUUCAGUCAGCUAUAUUCUGCUGUGCGGACAGUUUCUGCUGCUGCUGACCGUCAUACUGCUACAAUGUCUGGAAGGAAUCCACUCCCAGAACUCGUCGACCACGGAGACUCCUGCCUCCUCUCCGGGUCAGGGAGCUACCGUCCUCCCCUCCAGCGAGCAGCCGGAGGUCGUCAAAUAUGAACCGACGGACAGUUCAAACUACACGGAGCUCUAUGAGUACAGACCUCCGUCCCCGGUGGUCCUCUGCAGCUUUCUACCCGAGGAGUUCAUCUACUGUCAGGACCCUGUAGACCAUGCAGGAAACUACACCGCCUAUCAGGAGAUGGGCCACGGCUGCGUUGGGUGGGGUGGCCAGACUCAGAAAGAGGUGAACCACACACCAGUUAUCUGCACAGCACUGGAUGAUAUAGAAUGUGCUGGACCGAGAGAAUUCCUGAGCAGAGGAAAUGUUCCCUGCAUCAAAUAUACUGGACACUACUUCAUCACCACACUGCUGUACUCCUUCUUCCUCGGUUGUUUCGGGGUCGAUCGUUUCUGCCUGGGCCACACCGGCACCGCCGUGGGGAAGCUGCUCACCUUGGGAGGCCUGGGAAUCUGGUGGUUUGUGGACCUGAUCCUGCUCAUCACUGGCGGCCUGAUGCCCAGUGAUUACAGCAACUGGUGUACGUACUACUGAGACGACAGCAGCGUGUGACACUGGCCACUUCCUGGUCCAACAUGUAUCUGUUUGUUCUGGAGGAGUCCAGGGAUGCUGCAGUGGUUCUGAGUCCACAGGCUGGCUUGCGGCAUUGAGUGGAGUCCAUGGACCUCCUGAGGGCCCUUUCAGAUUUCCCAGAAGCUCCUGUGGGCUCCUACAGGGUUCCCAAGGGCUUGAGAGAAAAAUUAGGAAUAAUUUGCUGCAUUUAAUUUAACUCACUUGAAUUUGCCACUUUUCAGGAUGCAUAAGAAUAACUGUUGGACUCCCAGCUUCCACCAGAGCAGCAGCGAUGACGGUUCUUCUUCUGUCUGAUAAAUUGUCACUUUGACGUUUCUAGUUUGAUUCGUUUGAUCUGGAUUCUGAAGAACCAACAUAUUAUUGCCUUUUAGUACUCACGUUGCAUUAUUUAUAGAUUGUUACAGAACAAACCAACACAGCCCCACAGUCCAUAACAGUUUAAUGAUCUUACCCCAGAAACCAACAAGGACUCUACAGCUGAAAAGAAUAAAGUAGUUGUUUAAGCACAAAGGCCAAUCACUCAACAUCAUUUGUGUCUGAAAGGAUACCUAAAGCUUGUAUUAACUGAAAUGAUAGUGAUUAGACGUGAGACCUUUGAGGCCCUGGGGUUCUGGGUCCUCUAGGCCUACCUGGUCAGGUGGGUGUUCCAGCUCUGCCCAAUGAUAAGUUCCCUAUCGGUUCGUGUGGCUUCAUGCUCAGUGCUCUUUGUUGGUUUGUAAAAGCCAGAAUGAAUGCUACCAGAUCAGGACUAACGUCAGUCAGUUUCUGUCUUUAUAUGUUUUUUUUUCUUGGUUCAGAGUGAGUAAUCUAAAAUUUGUUGGUAAUGCGUGGUUUCCACAUCUGUAUAUUCACAAGGAUGUUCAUUUCACCAUCCUCUCAUGUUCAUGAAGCUCACAUUAGAUACUACAGACAGCCUGCACAGAAUGCACGUCACGCUCUGAAUGUAUCCCAUAAUGAUUGCACUGUAUUCCACCUGUUGUUGCUGAGCAUUACACUCACUGAUUUCUCAUUUUGUCUUUUCUUGUUUUCCUGCCAAACGCGUUAACCAAAGCAGCCCUCCGUUCUGCUGUCAGAGAUUGUCGUGUUGUUUUUUAGUCUGCAUGUGUGGAACCUGUGUGUUCUGCAGCACACGUGAGUCUGCAGCUGUCUUUGGGCACAGACAUGGAAGUGGAAGCCAUGAACUAGUCGGUACAACGUGUUCCUGAAGUGCAGAUGUUAGCAUGUCAGGAGUCUGUAGCCUCAGGGUGGGAGCUAGGCUCGUCUCCUGGGAGGUUUGUGGAUGAAUGUCGAUGUGAAAUAACAGAAAAUGCAGUUCAGUCUGGAUGUAAAUUUGAAUCUACAUUUUAUGCAGCUCAUUCCACACACAGUUCAGCACAUCUGGGAUUUAGCUGACCAGUUAGAACCCUGAGCAGUGAUGUGAGAGCCACGCCUACUUGUCGACCGUUCGCUCACCUCUUCUAGUUUCUUCCACUUCCAGCUGUGCUUAGACUGAUUAACAGUGGAGCAAGCAGGAACACGAGGCUGAAGAUGGAGCGCCGUCACAUUUGUCACACUGACGAGACGAUGAUUUAGUGGUUUUCCGUAUUGAGUCGACAAACGCUUUAAGACGGUGCAAGCAGCACAUUCCUUUCUAAAAAACCCACAAAUCACUGCUGUGGGAGCAGUCACCUCCUCUACAUUCAGCUGCAGAGCCCGAUCCGUUCAGAUGUCUCAGGCGAAAGCUAAUUCUGAUCUUCACUGAGUUUCUACAGCGAGGCUCAGGUCUCACAUUAAAUAUUCAAUUCUUCAUCUUCCACUUUGUCAAAUUUCUCGCCUUUUCCUGAACUUGAGCUUUAUGUGGUUUUUCAAUGAUAGAGCAGCUUUCAUUACCUGAGGAUCCGUAAAACCCUUUUUAACUGUCAUCGUAAAAGUUGAAGAAGACCCGACCGUCAACGUGUCGACUCUCAUCCAGCAGGAUGCUUUCAGUUGACAGUGUAUUUUCAGCUGGCUAAACACCUUUUGUAGAGUGAAGCAUUAAAACACUAUUUACAUAUUGCAGUUUUCCACUUAGUUCACAGUAGAGCAGGUUAUAUGCUCUUACGGUCCUGUGGAAAGACGUCAACACAGUUUCUCCAGCUACCAGAUCGUUCCUUUAAUCUGAUUCUUUGAUCCAAAUCUAUAUCUGCACAUUGGUACAGAGACAUACUGGGCUCAUGUCUGUUUGAAAUCUUUAAUGUUCUGGAGCCUCUUGACCUUGUAAGAUACUGUAUAUAAUAUUGAUCCUCUAUGGAAUCUUUUGUAUUCUUUGACUUUAAUCCACUGUACUGUUUAUCUAUUUGCCUUCUCUGUUUCAUGUUUCGUGGGGAUAUUAGGGGGAAUAUUCUUCCCUGAGACUAAUUUGGAUUUGAUAAAGUUUCCUUUAGGAGCUCAACUAGCAUGUGUGUCCUGAAUAAAAGUCAAAACAACCUUCCUAUGCUCUGUAGCUUCUUGAUUAAUGUACUGAUGAUGAUGAUGAUGAUGAUGGUGAGGAGGAGAAAUCCAAACUGUCUUAUUUUGUGUCCAUCACUGUUCACAGCCCUUCUGACUCAAUAAAGAGAAUCUGGUA